AUGGGUUUCACAAGGUCGAGCCCCGACUCUUGGGGCGCUGCCCGGGGGGGCGGGCCUGGAUCUGGGGUUCGCGUCGCGGCUCUUCCUGUUCCUGCCGCGCCCUCUUCCCGCCGAGCCGGGCCGCAGCGAGCGGGAGGCAGGGGCAUGACGGCGGAGGGCGCGGGCGCGGGCGCGGAGCCCUCCCGGCUGGCGCGGCUGCUGUCGGCGCUCUUCUACGGGACCUGCUCCUUCCUCCUGGUGCUGGUCAACAAGGCGCUGCUCACCACCUACGGUUUCCCAUCGCCACUUGUUCUUGGCAUUGGACAGAUGGCAGCCACAGUAAUGAUACUGUAUGUGUCCAAGCUAAAUAAAAUAAUUCACUUCCCCGAUUUUGACAAGAAAAUUCCUAUAAAGCUGUUUCCUCUGCCUCUUCUCUACGUUGGGAACCACAUAAGUGGAUUAUCAAGUACAAGAAAAUUAAGCUUGCCAAUGUUCACUGUGCUCAGGAAAUUCACCAUUCCACUUACCUUACUUCUGGAAGCCAUCAUACUCGGGAGGAAGUAUUCCCUGACCAUCGUUGCCAGUGUCUUCACCAUCGUCCUGGGCGCUGUCGUAGCAGCCGGUUCUGACCUCACUUUUAACCUGGAAGGCUAUAUUUUGGUAUUCCUGAAUGACAUCUUCACAGCGGCAAAUGGAGUUUAUACCAAACAGAAAAUGGACCCAAAGGAGCUGGGGAAAUACGGAGUGCUUUUCUACAAUGCAUGCUUCAUGAUUCUUCCAACUCUUACCGUGAGUGUCUGCACUGGAGACUUGCAGCAGGCCACUGAAUUCAACCAGUGGAAGGAUAUCUUAUUUAUCAUACAGUUUCUUCUUUCCUGUUUUUUGGGGUUUCUGCUGAUGUACUCCACUGUUCUCUGCAGCUACUACAACUCAGCCUUGACCACGGCAGUGGUUGGAGCCAUCAAGAACGUAUCAGUUGCGUACAUUGGGAUGUUAGUUGGCGGAGACUACAUUUUUUCUCUGUUAAACUUUGUAGGACUAAAUAUUUGCAUGGCUGGAGGUUUACGAUACUCUUUCCUAACGCUGAGCAGCCAGUUCAAGCCGAAGCCCCCUGUGGAUGAAGAGAACGUCCCAGUCCCGCCGGAUUCGCAGAGCUAGGCAGGGGGCGGAGCUGCGGAUGGACUGGCGGACCUGGCCAGAGGUUCCACACGUGGCACAGGGACAGUCGCCCCCUUGGUCAGAGCACAAACAGGGAAGGAAGCCUGCAAAAUGCCAAGAGAACUACCUCACGUGCCACCACAGCACGAGCCUUGGGGCCCUGCGGCCUGCGCCUGCGCACAGUGCAGUGCGGGGCUGACCAGCCAACGUGAGUGUGUAUAUGGGCCAUGCUACUUGGAAGGUGGAGCACUGAGUGCGCUCAAGGCCACCUUGGCAUUUACUUCGAAGGUCCAGCAGUGCCAGGGAGAUUUUCUUUAGUUGAAACAAACAUCUAUUUUAAUAAAAACUCAGCUAGUUAACUUUGA
Messenger RNA from Jaculus jaculus (lesser Egyptian jerboa), 1502 nucleotides. It is a transcript of the gene Slc35d2, whose product is annotated as solute carrier family 35 member D2. Lineage: Eukaryota; Metazoa; Chordata; Mammalia; Rodentia; Dipodidae. Gene Ontology annotation, molecular function: antiporter activity; GDP-fucose transmembrane transporter activity. The transcript is spliced from 13 exons. The coding region runs from base 1 to 1137 and encodes 378 amino acids. Gene Ontology annotation, cellular component: Golgi apparatus. The record is from RefSeq and is a predicted model, not a curated record.